Lactuca saligna is the source of this 4333-nucleotide messenger RNA. The record is from the annotation of a GenBank genome assembly. Lineage: Eukaryota; Viridiplantae; Streptophyta; Magnoliopsida; Asterales; Asteraceae.
AUGGCUGAAAUCGUUCUUUCUGCCUUCUUGACAGUGGUGUUUGAAAAGCUGGCAUCUGAAGCCUUGAAGAAGAUUGUUCGCUCCAAAGGAAUAGAAUCUGAGCUCAAGAAAUUGAAGAAGACAUUAGACCAAAUCCAAGAUCUGCUUAACGAUGCUUCCCAGAAGGAAGUAACUAAUGAAGCCGUUAAAAGAUGGCUGAAUGAUCUCCAACAUUUGGCUUAUGACAUAGACGACCUACUUGAUGAUCUUGCAACUGAAGCUGUUCAACGUGAGUUGACCGAGGAGGGUGGAGCCUCCACCAGUAUGGUAAGAAAACUAAUCCCAAGUUGUUGCACAAGUUUCUCACAAAGUAAUAGGAUGCAUGCCAAGUUAGAUGAUAUUGCCACCAGGUUACAAGAACUGGUAGAGGCAAAAAAUAAUCUUGGUUUAAGUGUGAUAACAUAUGAAAAGCCAAAAAUUGAAAGGUAUGAGGCGUCUUUGGUAGAUGAAAGUGGUAUUUUUGGACGUGAAGAUGAUAAGAAAAAAUUGCUGGAGAAGCUGUUGGGGGAUAUAGAUGAAUCAGGGAGUCAAAACUUCAGCAUCGUGCCCAUAGUUGGUAUGGGUGGAGUUGGCAAAACAACUCUAGCUAGACUCUUGUAUGAUGAAAAGAAAGUGAAAGAUCACUUCGAACUCAGGGCUUGGAUUUGUGUUUCUGAUGAGUUCAGUGUUCCUAAUAUAAGCAGAGUUAUCUAUCAAUCUGUGACUGGGGAAAACAAGGAAUUUGCAGAUUUAAAUCUGCUUCAAGAAGCUCUUAAAAAGGAACUUCAGAACAAACUAUUUCUAAUAGUUUUAGAUGAUGUAUGGUCUGAAAGCUAUGGUGAUUGGGAGAAAUUAGUGGGCCCAUUUCUUGUAGGGUCUCCUGGAAGUAGAAUAAUUAUGACUACUCGGAAGGAGCAAUUACUCAAACAGCUGGGUUUUUCUCAUGAAGACCCUCUGCAUAGCAUAGACUCCCUGCAACGUCUAUCACAAGAAGAUGCUUUGUCUUUGUUUUCUCAACACGCAUUGGGUGUACCUAACUUUGACUCACAUCCAACACUAAGGCCAUACGGGGAACGGUUUGUGAAAACUUGUGGGGGAUUGCCUUUGGCUUUAAGAAUACUUGGAAGGUUAUUAAGGACAAAAACAGAUGAGGAAGAAUGGAAAUCUCUGUUGGAUAGUGAGAUAUGGAGUUUAGGAAAUGAAGAUAAGAUUGUUCCUGUUCUUAGACUAAGCUACAAUGAUCUUUCUGCCACUUUGAAGUUGUUGUUUGCAUACUGCUCCUUGUUCCCUAAGGACUAUGAGUUUGACAAAGAGGAGUUGGUUCUGUUGUGGAUGGCAGAAGGGUUUUUGCAACACUCUGCUGCAAGAAAUUCAAUGCAGCAGUGGGGUCAGAAAUGUUUUGAAGAGUUGCUGUCAAGGUCAUUUUUUCAACAUGCUCCUCAUAACAAAUCGUUGUUUGUGAUGCAUGACCUCCUGAAUGACAUGGCCACAUAUGUUGCUGGAGACUUUUUUUCAAGGUUAGACAUUGAGAUAAAACAGGAAUUUGGGAAGGAACCUUUGAAAAAGCAACGACAUAUGUCAUUUGUUUGUGAGGAUUAUGUGGUUUACAAAAGGUUUAAGCCAUUAAAAGGAGCUAAAAGUUUGAGAACAUUUUUAGCAUUGUCUGUUGGGGUGGUAGGAAGUUGGAUAACAUUUUAUUUAUCAAAUAAGGUCCUGAAUGACUUACUUCUGGAGUUACCAUUGUUAAGGGUCCUAAGUUUGAGUAAUCUUAGCAUAAGUGAGGUACCAGAAGUCAUUGGUAGUAUGAAGCACUUGCGGUAUCUUAAUCUAUCUCAUACUGGAAUCACCCAUUUACCGGAAACUGUCUGCAAUCUUUAUAAUUUACAGACGUUGAUUCUUUCUAGCUGUUAUAAAUUGAUUAAGUUGCCCGAGAGCUUCUCAAAGCUUAAAGAUUUGCAGCAUUUUGACAUGAUGGGUUGUUUCAUGUUGAAGACGAUGCCCUUAGGGAUUGGUGAGUUGAAAAGUCUUCACACUCUCUCCAGUGAUAUUGGCUUAAAAUUAACCGAGCUUAAGAACUUGCAAAAUCUCCAUGGGAAAGUUUGUAUUGAUGGGCUGGGAAAUGUGGAAAAUUCAGUGGACGCACGUGAGGCGAACUUCUCUCGAAAAAGGUUUUGUGAGUUAGUGUUGGAUUGGGGUGAUGAGUUUAAUGUCCUUCGAACAAAAUCACUUGAAAAAGAGAUCCUCAAUGAGCUGAUGCCUUAUAAUGGUACUCUAGAAAAACUCAGAAUUUCUUUAUAUAGAGGUGUAGAGUUUCCAAAUUGGGUUGGGGAUCCAUCCUAUCAUCGGUUGACUAUAGUGUCGAUAGAAAGGUGUGAAGAAUCAACCUCUCUACCAAUGCUUGGGCAACUACCAUCACUGAAGGAGCUGUUUAUUGGUGGGAUGAGUAAGGUGAAGGUUGUAGGUAUGGAGUUUCUUGGGACCGAUCUUGCAUUUCCUUCACUUGAAAUCCUAGAGUUUGAUAGUAUGUCAUGGUGGGAGGAAUGGUCAACAAAGAGUGGGGCGUUUCCUUGCCUUCAAGAGCUUUGUAUUGAAGAUUGUCCUAAUCUGGUCCGGGUCUCCCUUGAAGCACUACCUUCACUAAGGGUUCUGAAACUAAGAAAAUGUGGUCAUGGUGUAUUGAAAAGCCUGGUUGAUAUAGCUUUGUCAAUCACCAAGUUGGAAAUAGAUGAUAUUUCAGGGCUUACUGACGUGGUGUGGAGAGGUAUGAUUGGGUGUCUAGGGGCAGUUGAAAAAAUAAACAUCAUGAAAUGUAAUGAAAUAAGAUACUUGUGGGAAUCAGAAGCAGAGGCAAGUAAGCUUCUUAUGAAUUUAAAGAUGUUGAAGUUAAGAAAAUGUGAAAAUUUGGUGAGUUUAGGGGAGAAAGAUAAGGAGGAUAAUUGUGGGAGCAGCCUAACAUCUUUUAGUUGGUUGGGAGUAUGGAAUUGUAACAGCUUUGAGCAUUGCAGUUGUCCUGAUAGCAUGGAGACUUUGGAUAUUUGGGAUUGUGAUUCAAUUACAUCCGUCUCCUUCCCAACAGGAGGAGGGCAGAAGCUCAAGUCACUUGUCAUUUGGGAUUGCAAGAAACUAUUGGAAAAGGAGUUGGGAGGAAAAGAGAAGACAAGGUUUCUUAUAAAAUCAAAAAUGCAGAUGCUUGAAUUUGUAUUUAUAGCUAAUUGGCCAAAUCUGAAAUCCAUCAGUGAAUUGAGCUGCUUCAUUCACUUGAACAGAUUAUAUAUAUCAGAGUGUCCAGGUAUGGAGUCAUUUCCUGACCAUGAGUUGCCGAAUCUCACCUCGUUAACAGAACUAACAAUUAAAAAGUGUACAAGUAUGGAUGCAUCCUUUCCUCGUGGGCUUUGGCCUCCGAAAUUGUGUCGGCUUGAAAUAGGAGAGUUGAAGAAGCCCAUCUCAGAGUGGGGCCCACAGAAUUUCCCAACCUCACUUUCUCACUUAACAUUGUAUGGCGGACCAUAUGAUGAUGUGAAAAACUUUGCGCAGUUGUCCCAUCUUUUACCUUCAUCUCUUACUUCUCUUGGCAUAGAUCGAUUUGAGAAACUGGAUUCGGUUUCAACGGGACUCCAACACCUCACCUCCCUCCAACAUCUCUUCAUUUGCAACUGCCCAAAGACGGUGGAUCUACCAGAAAAGCUCCUAUUGGCCCCUCAUCUCCCUUAUCCCCUACUUGGACAUAGACGAGUAAUUAAGUUUCAUGUGAAGAUUGGAUUGAACCCAAAGAGAAGGAGAGCUUGUGCUUUUCAGCACCAGAAACCCCAUGAAGCAUGGUCAAGGAAUUAUUAACCGCACAUUUGUUUGUAUGGAAAGACUAUGUUUCAGAGUUAGCUUGAAAGCAGAACAAAACAGAGAACUCCAACUGCUCUUCCAAGACGUUGAUAACAGAGUCCAUGUAUUCUUGACUUUCAUUGAAAACAAAGUCCAUUUAUCACUUUAGUACCUCAUCUUGCUUUCUGAAUAGAUACAUUUGCCAGCCAACAAAAUGCAUUUAGAAUUUUGCUUUUUAAUUACGACUCAUUUUGAUUUUUCUUUUUGCCGGUUUCUAUUCUAGAUUCUUGUAUAUUUCAUGAAGAGAUAUCCCAUGAACUCCAUUUGUUAUCUAGAAAGAUUACGUUUAAGAGUUAGACUGAAAACAAAACCAAAACUAAAACAGUGAACUCGAUCUGUUCUUCCAAGAAGUUGAAAACAAACUCCUUGUAACUUUGACUUGCGCUGGUAGAUGUAUAGCUUUAGUAACUCAUUUUGCUUUAUGAUAAAGUUAUUAGAC